AUGACUCUCAUUGGAGUCACCCUGGCCUGCUCUCCUGUGCCACAACCUCCUCAUCCUGGGAAAGGAAACGAUAAAGCGAUCGUUUUCUUAAUCACUGCUGCUCUUUACAAUCCGGCGACUGUCCAGAUUGAGGAAUUAUCCAAAUCGCUCGGAGAUUCGAGUGGUCCGAAUGGAACAAACGUAGAUGGCAAAUUCGCCUUCAAUUUCACCAUUUCCAACUGCGACUGUACCAAGGUAGCGCCACAAACGUACCAUGAAGAAAAAGCGUCUCUUCUGACUUCAACUGAGCGGGAAGGCCAACAAAGGGCAAAUUUUUUCCUGCCAAAUAAAAGAGGCUUAUCACUGCCAUCACUUCCUCCGUUGCAACUUCCAGGACUCGGCUGUCCUCCUCCAGCUUGUGCACCUCCUCCUCAGCUAGCUUUACCGUGUGCUCCUCCUCCAGCUUUGCCGUGUGCUCCCACGCCAGCUUGUGCGCCUCCUCCUCAGCCAGCUUUACCGUGUGCUCCUCCUCCAGCUUUGCCGUGUGCUCCUACGUCAGCUUGUGCGCCUCCUCCUCAGCCAGCUUGUGCUCCAGUUCCAGCUCCAGCACCUGUACCUUAUGCACCAGCUCCAGCUCCAGCACCUGUACCUUAUGCACCAGCUCCAGCUCCAGCACCUGUACCAUAUGCACCAGCUCAACCGGCUCCACCCGCGGGAUACAGGACUGCUCAACCGCUUCCUUAUGUGAAUCGCCCAGCUCCUGUAGCACCUCCGUCUGCCAAUUACGAGGUUGCUGUGUAUCCUCCGGUCAAAGAGGCUUAUGUCGAAGCCGGGAAGAUUUAG
Molecule: messenger RNA, 822 nt
Organism: Cooperia oncophora
Lineage: Eukaryota; Metazoa; Nematoda; Chromadorea; Rhabditida; Trichostrongylidae
Source: the annotation of a GenBank genome assembly